AAUGGUCUUUUCCUCACCAGACCCGAGGCCUCGCGAGAGCGCCCGUUGUCUUACAGACUCUGAACGCCACGCCUUCCCGGACUCAGGACGUGCUUCUCCUUCCUCUUUCCCCACCGUCCACCCUGCGCUCCGCUCUCGGAUUGGCUGAUUGAGCUGGGUCAGGUUUUUCCUAGCUAGAAAGCGAUCGGACUAGUGCUUCUUUGGGCCCCGCCUCCAAAGCCUGUGGAUUGGACAACUGAGUCAGGUGCCACGCGCCUACACGGGAGCUCGGACCGGCCAAUCCGGAGCUUGGAGUAUUUUACGAACUGGGGAAGUGUCUGCAGCAGACAGCGAGUGUCAGGGAAAAAGUGAAGAAAGUGGGGCGACCCAGAGGGGCUCCGAGGAAGUUGUGGCAAUCAUGACCACCCUUCGAGCCACGAAGGAUCCUCUCCCCCGGGGUGUAUCUCCCACUCCUAGCAAGAUUCCUUUGCUCUCCCAGAGACGCCUGCCUCUCUCCACGGGCAAACCCUGCGCUCUGGACCAGGAGAACCAAGAUCCAAGGAGAUUGGUACAGAAGCCACCGUUCAGUAUUCAACGUCCCCUCGUUGGCCCAGCAGACCCCAAGCCUAAAGCCACACACCAAACAGAGAAAUCAGAGAGAUCGGUGGAGAGCACUCAGCUUCGGAACCCCCUGGAGGAGCUCACGCUUAGCCCUAGGGAACAAAAUGUGGGGCCUGGGCCCCCUCCCACUACAGAGGUUCCAGGGGCCAUAGAGUUUGUGGCUGACCCUGCAGCCCUGGCCACCAUCCUGUCAGGUGAGGGGGUGAAGAGCUGUCACCUAGGGCGCCAGCCUAGUCUGGCUCAGAGAGUCCUGGUUCGUGGCAGCCAGAGAGGUACCUUCCAGAGGGGCCAGGGUGCCCGGACCUCUGCAUAUUUGGCCCCCAGAACCCCCAACCACCGACUGGACCCUGCCAGGGCUUCCUGCUUCUCAAGGCUAGAGGGGCCAGGACCCCGUGGCCGGACCUUGUGCCCCCAGAGGCUAGAGACUUUGAUUCCACCUUCAGAACGGUCCUUUCACUCUUCCACUCGCCCCAAUUUCCUGGAGUUAAGAAGAGUGACAGGUGGCAGCAACCGGACGUCAGUGAGGCAGGCCUCAGGAUUGCCCCUGGAGACCCCAGCCCAGCCUGCUUCCUCUCUCUCUGAAGGAGAACAUGAGGUUGUCACUCACUCACAUAAAGACAGAGGAGGCCCACUCGGUCUGGCUCAGCGGGUUCCAUUAAGAGAAACACACACCAAGGACAGCCAUGACUCCCACCUGAUGCCCUCCCCUGCCCCUGUGGUCCAGCCCAUGCCUGGCUGCGUGGGACCACCUACUGUCACCCGCCCAUCACCCUUUGGACGGGCUCAACGUGUACCUUCUCCCUACCCCUCAGCUCCGGCCUCAUAUUCAGUGUUGCGGCGUCUUGCCAUACGCCCCAAAACCCAGUUCACACCCAUCCCGUCCGCCCCCAGAGUUAAGCAGGGCCGAUGGGUGAGUGGUCUCUCCCCUCAGUCCUGCCCUGAACCUGAAGAGCCUGUCCUGCCCUGGGAGCAGAUUGCGGUACAGCUGUUUGACCAGGAGAGUUCUAUGAGGUUGCACGAGGAGCCUGUGAAACCACCUGUGGCUCCUAAUGAACUGCCCCUAAACAAAACCCCCAACCUUCAAGAGCUGAAGAUGCAGCGCAUCAGUAUCCUGCAGCAGCUGUUGCGACAGGAGGUAGAGGGGCUGGCAGGGGACAAGUAUGCCCCCCUUAAUGGAGAUUCCUCUCUGGAUAUGGUUGAACUUCAUCCCCUGCUGGCUGAGACUUCUAGGACUCUGAAUGCCCCAGAGCGUAAUUCCGGGACUGCCCACCUUCCCGGAUCGUCACAGAACUCUGAGCUGCCCUCUGAGCUGCCGAAGCCUUGCCUUCCGGAGGAGUGUGAGGAACCACAGCCCUGCCCUCCAGCAGAGCCAGGGGUCCCUGACUCCUGCCAUAGGAGGGAGUCUGAGAUACCAGAGCCCUCCCCCAAACAACAGCCUGGAGUACCAGAGCCCUACCCUCCAGCAGAGCCUGGACCCCUUCAGCACAGCCCCCAGGGGAAGACUAGAUUCCCCAAGUCUCACCCUAGAGUAGAGCCUGGGGCACCAGGGGCCUGCCCCAUGGAACCUGGAAAUCCAGAGUCUAUCCAACAGCCCCACAACAAUCAGUGUGCUCCAGUACCCACCAGCCUGAUCUUCUCUUCCCAACAUCCCCUUUGUGCCAGCCCUCCUAUCCACUCACUCCAGUCUUUGAGGCUGCCACCAGGCCAAUCAGGCCUCAAGAGUCUGGCCCCUCGAACCCUGGCCCUGAGGCAGCGCCUCAAAGCAUGUCUGACUGCCAUCCACUGCUUUCAUGAGGCCCGCCUGGAUGAUGAGUGUGCCUUCUACACCAGCCGAGCCCCCGCCUCAGGCCCCACCCGGAUCUGUAGCAACCCUGUGGCUACAUUACUGGAAUGGCAGGAAGCCCUGUGUUUUACUCCAGUUGGUUCUGCUGCCUCUCAGGGCUCUCCAUCAUGAGGCAUCACCUCCAUCUGCCCUGCCUGGCUCCUUUCUUUUAACCCUUAUUUAUUGUCAGUGCCUCC
Molecule: messenger RNA, 2619 nt
Organism: Loxodonta africana (African savanna elephant)
Lineage: Eukaryota; Metazoa; Chordata; Mammalia; Proboscidea; Elephantidae
Gene: TROAP
Product: trophinin associated protein
Exons: 15
Coding region: 398-2554 (718 amino acids)
Source: RefSeq, a predicted model, not a curated record